This is a messenger RNA of Choloepus didactylus (southern two-toed sloth), 6523 nucleotides long. It is a transcript of the gene DNMBP, whose product is annotated as dynamin binding protein. The record is from RefSeq and is a predicted model, not a curated record. The coding region runs from base 200 to 4939 and encodes 1579 amino acids. Lineage: Eukaryota; Metazoa; Chordata; Mammalia; Pilosa; Megalonychidae. Gene Ontology annotation, molecular function: guanyl-nucleotide exchange factor activity; protein binding. Gene Ontology annotation, biological process: intracellular signal transduction. Gene Ontology annotation, cellular component: cytoplasm. The transcript has 17 exons.
ACGAGCGAAGCGUGGCGCCCCCCGGACCGCGCGGGCCGAGGCGGAAGCCUGGGCUGGGGGCGGGAGGCGGGGCUGACUCAGACCGGAUUGACCCGCCUGCAGUUUCCAGGGGCCGAGGUGACAGCGGGCCCGGGACGGGCGGCCGCAGCAGCCUGCCGCGCUAAGGGACCGCCAGGCGGCGGAGAGCAGGUUAUAAGACAUGGAGGCUGGCUCCGUGGUUCGAGCCAUCUUUGACUUCUGCCCAAGUGUAUCAGAAGAACUGCCCCUCUUUGUGGGAGAUGUUAUUGAGGUGCUGGCAGUGGUGGAUGAAUUUUGGCUUCUAGGAAAGAAAGAGGAUGUUACAGGACAGUUCCCCAGCAGUUUUGUGGAAAUUGUGACCAUUCCCAGUCUAAAAGAUGGAGAAAGGCUGUUUGUCUGCAUCUGUGAAUUUGCAUCCCAGGAACUGAACAGUCUUUCCCUCCAUCGAGGUGACCUAGUGAUCCUCAAUGGCACCCCCACUGAGGGCUGGCUGCAGGGUCGAAGCUGCUGGGGUGCCCGGGGCUUCUUUCCAUCUUCCUGUGUUCGCGAGCUUUGCCUCUCUUCACGAAGCCGUCAGUGGCACUCACAGAGUGCUCUGCUUCAGAUUCCUGAAUAUUCAAUGGGACAAGCCCGGGCCCUGAUGGGGCUUUCUGCCCAGCUGGAUGAGGAGUUGGACUUCAGAGAAGGGGAUGUGAUUACCAUCAUUGGAGUUCCUGAACCAGGCUGGUUUGAAGGGGAGCUAGAAGGUCGAAGAGGCAUUUUUCCAGAGGGUUUUGUAGAGCUUUUGGGGCCCCUGAGGACUGUGGAAAAGUCAGUAAGUUCUGGAAAUCGAGAUGGGUGCAUCAUCAAUGGUAUAGGAGAUACUCCUAUAGAAGAGGAGAGAAGACCAGAAGAGGAUGAAGAGCAACCAGGGACCUAUGGAAUUGCCCUCUACAGAUUCCAAGCCCUGGAGCCCAAUGAAUUGGAUUUUGAGGUUGGGGAUAAAAUCCAAAUUCUGGGGACCCUGGAAGAUGGCUGGCUAGAAGGAUCACUGAAGGGUAGGACAGGCAUCUUUCCUUACCGGUUUAUACAGCUGUGCUCUAACACUAGAAUGGAGGAAACUGUGGAUCUGCCUCAGGAAAGCAGCCAAACCAAAGUCCCUGAAACUUCUUUGGAUUGUUUGGAGUAUUCCUUAGAGGUGGAGGAAAAAAGACAUGAAUCUCAUGAGUAUAAAGCAGAAAUGUCUAACUGUGUUAUGUCUGAAACAUCCACUUCUUCUCUAGAUCAUCUGACUCCUGAGUAUGAAGCAACCAAGAACUCUUGUGAGGAUGAAGGCAUCUUAGGAGAGCCCCCAGCAAGCCCAGGCAUGGAGCAUGAAAAGCCUCUUGCCAAAGACUCUUCCACAGAUGAUCCUAUUGAUGUAGCCAAUGGUAUUUCCUCCCAACCGCAGGUCCUUUUUCAUCCCAAAUUGAAGGAAAACCAGUAUUAUUCUACAGCAAGAGGGAGCCACCAAAGCUCAGAAAAAUACUCUCACCCUCUUCCUUUUGAAGCAAGGACUAGAGACUACUCCAGCCUACCUCUCAAAGGAACAUAUUCUCAGCUAAAGACUGUUCAGAAGCCAGUGCCCUCUCUUCACAGCUCUUUGAUUUCAGCCUCUAGGGUAGUCAGACCCAACCAAUUGAACUCUCAGCUCCAGGGCAUGGCGAGGUAUGGUAAAAAGCACCACAGAUCCAAAGAGCCUGUGUCCAGCUUUAGCACUGUAUCAGAAAGAUCAGAGAUGAAGCCCUGUCCACCAGGCAAGGGGCCUGCUAUGGAAGCAGUGACACUUUCACAGGGAGAUGACAGCACUGACCUGGAUAUCAAGUUGACACAACAGCUGAUAGAGUUUGAGAAGAGUGUAUCAGGACCUGGCACAGAACCAGAUAAAGUUUUACGCCAUUUUUCAAUCAUGGACUUCAACUCCGAGAAGGAUAUUGUCCGAGGUUCCUCAAAGUUAAUUACCCAGCAGGAGCUGCCUGAGAGGAGAAAAGCCCUAAGGCCACCGCCUCCCCGUCCCUGUACUCCAGCAUCCACUUCUCCCCAUCUGCUCGUUGACCAGAAUCUGAAACCUGCACCGCCUUUGUCAGUGCGCCCCUCUCGCCCAGCUCCCCUGCCUCCCUCAGCACAGCAGAGAAUGGAUGCCGUAUCCUCCAAGCUCCUAAGCCGUAGCCGUCCCAGCUGUGAGACCCUGGAAAACGAAGGCUCUGAGAAUACCGAAAAGACUCUGGACCAGACCUCCCCCUGUCCCUUAGUGUUGGUGAGAAUUCAAGAAAUAGAACAGGACUUGGAUAUGUGUAGCAGAACUCAAGAAGAACUAAACUUAAUGCUGGAGGAGAAGCAAGAUGAAUCAUUGAGGGCAGAGGCCCUUGAAAAUCUUGAGUUCUAUGAAAGUAACAUUGAAAGUUUAAAUAUGGAACUCCAGCAGCUUAGAGAGAUGACCCUCCUCUCCUCCCAGUCUUCAUCACUGGCAGCCCCUUCUCUGUCAGCGUCAACUGAAAACCCAGAGCAGAGAAUGCUGGAGAAAAGAGCCAAGGUGAUAGAAGAACUUCUUCAGACAGAAAGAGACUACAUUCGGGAUCUGGAGAUGUGUAUUGAACGGAUCAUGGUACCCUUGCAGCACGCCCAGAUUCCAAACAUUGAUUUUGAGGGACUUUUUGGAAACAUGCAGAUGGUGAUUAAGGUCUCAAAGCAAUUACUGGCUGCUCUGGAAAUCAGUGAUGCCAUAGGACCUGUGUUCCUUGAUCACCGGGAUGAGCUUGAGGGAACGUACAAGGUUUACUGCCAGAAUCACGAUGAGGCCAUUUCACUGCUGGAAAUCUACGAGAAGGAUGAGAAGAUCCAGAGGCACCUUCAAGAUUCUUUGGCAGAUCUUAAGAGCCUGUACAAUGAAUGGGGAUGCACAAAUUAUAUUAACCUGGGCUCCUUCCUUAUCAAGCCAGUGCAGAGAGUAAUGCGUUACCCACUACUGCUAAUGGAGCUGCUGAAUUCCACCCCAGAAUCCCACCCAGACAAGGUGCCUUUAACCAAUGCAGUCCUUGCAGUCAAGGAAAUCAAUGUGAAUAUUAAUGAAUAUAAACGUCGAAAGGACCUGGUCCUCAAGUACCGUAAAGGUGAUGAAGAUAGCCUUAUGGAGAAAAUUUCCAAACUGAACAUCCACUCCAUCAUCAAGAAGUCCAACCGAGUCAGCAGCCACCUGAAGCACCUCACUGGCUUUGCUCCUCAGAUAAAAGACGAAGCAUUUGAAGAAACAGAGAAGAACUUCCGAAUGCAAGAAAGAUUGAUUAAAUCUUUUAUCCGAGACCUGUCUCUCUACCUCCAGCACAUCCGGGAAUCUGCAUGUGUGAAGGUGGUGGCUGCUGUGAGCAUGUGGGACUUGUGCAUGGAGAAGGGAAAUCGAGACUUGGAGCAGUUCGAGAAGGUGCAUCGCUACAUCACUGAUCAGCUCUUUACAAAUUUCAAAGAGAGGACUGAGCGGCUUGUCAUCUCUCCCUUAAAUCAGCUACUGAGCAUGUUCACAGGGCCCCACAAGCUGGUCCAGAAACGCUUUGACAAGCUUCUGGACUUCUAUAACUGUACCGAACGGGCAGAGAAAUUAAAAGACAAGAAGACGCUGGAGGAGCUGCAGUCUGCCCGGAACAACUAUGAGGCCCUGAACGCGCAGCUGCUGGAUGAGCUGCCCAAGUUCCACCAGUAUGCCCAGGGCCUCUUCAGCAACUGCAUCCACGGCUAUGCCGAAGCCCACCACGACUUUGUGCACCAGGCUCUGGAGCAGUUAAAGCCACUGCUUUCAUUACUUAAAGUUGCCGGCAGAGAGGGAAACCUUAUUGCCAUCUUCCAUGAAGAGCACAGCAGAGUUCUGCAGCAACUCCAGGUUUUCACCUUCUUCCCAGAGUCUCUUCCAGCCACCAAGAGGCCAUUUGAGAGGAAAACUGUGGAGCGCCAGUCCACUCGAAAGCCACUCCUGGGCCUGCCAAGUUACAUGCUGCAGUCAGAAGAACUCCGGGCCUCCCUUCUGGCAAGGUACCCCCCAGAGAAGCUCUUCCUGGCAGAACGGAACUUCAAUGCUGCUCAAGACCUUGAUGUCUCACUUUUGGAGGGCGACCUGGUGGGUGUGAUUAAAAAAAAAGACCCCAUGGGCAGUCAGAACCGCUGGCUGAUUGACAAUGGAGUCACCAAAGGCUUUGUGUAUAGCUCCUUUCUGAAGCCCUACAACCCGCGUCGCAGCCACUCUGAUGUCUCUGUUGGCAGCCACUCUUCCACCGAGUCAGAGCACAGCGGCUCCUCGCCCAGAGUCCCACGACCGGAUAGCAGCAGCACCUUGACCUUCGACCCUAGCAGCAUGGCUGUGUCCUUUACCGCAGGGCCCUGCCAGAAACAGCCUCAAGAUGCAGCUUCAUUGAAGGAAUUUGACCCAGGAAAUCUCAGUGCAUCUUUAAACUUGGGUAAUUCAGAGAGUGGCCCUAGCAGGUGCCUUUCAGACACAGACUCCACCUUCCAGCCCAGGCCGCAGGACUCUGUAGAUGCAGCCAGAGAGAUUAUCCAACCUGCAACCACCCCAAGAAGCUACCGCUGCUCCAGGCUUCCAGAAAUGGUUGGCUCUUCCCUACCAGGGCGAAAUAGGCAAGGUAAAGACCUUGUAAAGGGAUGUGCAAGAACAGCCCAGUCUUUGGAAGACAAAAAUGAAGAGCCCGAGAGCUUUGAGGCAGAAGGCAACCAGGUCUAUUUUGCCGUCUAUACCUUUAAGGCACGAAACCCAAAUGAGCUGAGCGUGGCAGCCAAUCAGAGACUCAAGAUCCUUGACUUUAAAGAUGUUACAGGAAAUACAGAAUGGUGGUUAGCUGAAAUUAAUGGGAAGAAGGGCUAUGUUCCAUCCAAUUAUAUCUGCAAAACUGAGUACACCUGAACCUGUCUUCCCACCACUCAACCUUGCUGCUUUGCUUGCAGUCUGCUGAAAGGUUCUGGCGGUCCACUGAGGCGAGGGCACCACUCCUGAGACCCAGGCCCUGUCUGCAUUGCUUAACCAUGGCAUGGUGGAGCACAAAUAAGUCUUGUUCUUCUCAACUGAGUUGUAAACCUUGAUGUGCUCUAGAACUUCUAGAACUUGAAAUGGGCCCUGGGUCUUACAGAUGAUUCAGUGGCCAUGAGAAGAGAAGCAAGUCUUGGGAUCAGCCAGUGGAAAUGAGAAAUGUCCGAUCAGAAAACCAGUGUCCUAUAUAUGCUGGCAGCUGUGCUAUAUAUAGCAUUAGACAAUGUUGGCAUUGGUUGCUGCACCUUACUGAGCUUGAGGUGACCCCGUGCUCCACGAUCAACUGACCAGAAACUGACUUGGAUUAAGAGAAGGGUUAUGGUUCUAGGAGCUUUGCUGUAGCCUGAGAGCACUUUUUAGGCUGUGGCUCUGCGUGUGACAAGGAGAUUGUACUAAGAAACUGUACCAACCUAGUGUUUCAAGCCUUCGGGGACACCUUUGGUGUCCCGGAACACAUUCUCUUUCACCCCCUCCCUCCACACACACACACACACACACACACACACACACACCUGCCUCUAAUUUCUAAAAGUCCCUAAAAUAGUAACAUCUGUAAUCUUUUUCUUAUUUAUUUCACUUCAUUCCCAAAUUGGCUAUGCAAAAUUCAGCUGCCUCCUUCUUUUAAGAAGUGUUUUGGGUCUUUAUUUUCCUCUGACCCUUCAUCUGUUAGGUUCUCUUCCCUUGUUAGAUACAUUUUUAUAUUUUUGACAGUUGUCUCUACUUUAUAUCCUCUGGGUGUGACAGAGCCUCAUGUCCCUCUCUGUCCCUGUGACUCAAUAACUGAUAAAUUUUCUCAGAAGAACAUGAUCAGAGUUACAGCCAUUCCAUUCAAAGUCUUAGUUCCGCAAUGAGCUGAAAUCACUUCAGCAAGGUGGACUAUUGGUUGCCUUCCUCCUUCCUCCAAGCACACGUACUAUCUGGUUACAUCCAUAGAUGCAGAAAACAUAAAACAUGCAUCUCAUUUGAAUUAGAAUAAGCAGUCUUAGAAGUAGCUUAUCUUAGACUUGGAAAUAAGCAUUUUCUGUUUCACCACUAACCUCCAUUCUUCAGAUCUGACAGUCUAAGCCACACAGAUUCUCAAGUGCCUGAAGCACCUCCCUGUGGUCUCAGGAAGAUACAUGCUAACCCUUUGACUAAGAAUCUCUCCCUAAAAGUUCUGUUUUAGUAGGGUUCUUAUGCUUAAGGUCUUGCCCAGAUGUGAAGCCUACCUUGGAACAGGACGCUAAGAAUUUUGCCUUUUAAGAAAGGGAAUCAAGAACAGCUUUACAGCUCCUGCUCCUUCAAGUGUCUGUCUGGCCUUAAAGCCCAGAUGACUUGGGAGACAUCCAUGGACUCCUCAUCCCCAGGGUCCCAGCUUCCUGUCAGAAGGUAGUAAUGCAAGAGUCUCUUGUGAAUAGUGUUUAUAUUUAGAGAUGUUUAUAUUUAAAUAGUUAUUUUAUAAAUAAAAGCACUUCCAAUGGC